Serpula lacrymans var. lacrymans S7.9 is the source of this 183-nucleotide messenger RNA. RefSeq lists its product as uncharacterized. Lineage: Eukaryota; Fungi; Basidiomycota; Agaricomycetes; Boletales; Serpulaceae. The transcript has a single exon. Bases 1 to 183 code for a protein of 60 amino acids. The record is from RefSeq and is a predicted model, not a curated record.
AUGUCUCCUUCUAAGUUAUUCCAAGUUCAUACAACAAACAGCAACUCAUUAUCGCGGAGAAGAGCCAAAAAGCAUCAGAAUAUAAGGAACAGUGCUAGCUGUUUCACGAAAAACGAUAUCGCCGUGCUGGUUGGUACACGACAAAAAUCAAGAAAGGUUAAACAUAAUGCAAGGGGGAAAUGA